This is a messenger RNA of Hyaloscypha bicolor E, 411 nucleotides long. RefSeq lists its product as uncharacterized. The transcript has 2 exons. The record is from RefSeq and is a predicted model, not a curated record. Bases 1 to 411 code for a protein of 136 amino acids. Lineage: Eukaryota; Fungi; Ascomycota; Leotiomycetes; Helotiales; Hyaloscyphaceae.
AUGGUCCAUGUAAAUGCAAAGGAAUUUGUUUGGCAAGACUUUUUAACCAAAGCGCCCAUCCGGCCAACAAUCAUGCUCUGCAAAGAACCACUCGUCUUCUUCACCUGCAUCUAUCUGGCAUUCGAUAUAUACGGCUUCAACACCGGUGAAGAGGGACUCAGCUACUUGUUCGACAGUUAUACUGCUUGUUCUUCGUCGGCUAACGGAACGCCAGGCCCCAAUUGGCAGUUCAUGAGCGCCUGCUCUCCAAUUUGCGGCAGUGCCGAUAUACAGAGCUCUUGGUGUAGAUGGAGCAAGCAGUUUCGUUGGUUUCGUUGCUGCGGUCAUGGGUACCAUCCCUUUCGCAUUCUGGAUCUACGGGAAAGGUUGCUGAAAAAGAGCAAAUGGGCACAAGAAUUGACUUAUGAUUAA